Molecule: messenger RNA, 5341 nt
Organism: Melanotaenia boesemani (Boeseman's rainbowfish)
Lineage: Eukaryota; Metazoa; Chordata; Actinopteri; Atheriniformes; Melanotaeniidae
Product: KAT8 regulatory NSL complex subunit 1-like
Exons: 15
Coding region: 654-3989 (1111 amino acids)
Cellular component (GO): NSL complex
Molecular function (GO): histone acetyltransferase binding
Source: RefSeq, a predicted model, not a curated record
UGAGCCUUUAUGUCGUUUCUUAUCUACCCUUUACUCUAGCGGCGAGUAUGAGAAAUGUCUCCCGCCUACCAGCAGGCAACACGCGCACAUACACACACGCACACACACAGCACUUCUAUGUUUGUCAGACUCAAAUCCGAGGGAGAGGAGCUAGCCGCCAUUUUCUAAGCGUCUCUCCCUAAAACGAGAGAAAAAGACUGGCGACAAACUGUCAUCUGGAUUACAUUUAGCUUACCGGGAAUCGGGGUUUUCGACAAAGGAUUGCCGUGAAAUCGCCUACAUUUCAAGUAAUUUGGAAUAGGAAGGACUGUUUUACGGCCUUGUGUUAUAUUCGCUGUGGCGGCGAGGCGAGCUAGCUGGCGAGCAAGGUGUAGAUCGUUGAUUCGCCCAUUGCUGAAUCCGGAACGAAGCCGAGCGGCUCCGUGAACCGGGCCCUUUCCGCAUUCUGACUGCAUUUUUGGAUUAAUUAAUGGCACUGUGAUCGAGCUAAACCUCGUUUCUUGUGUUAUCGCCCUUGUUUUUUUCCAUCAAAACUGCAGGGGACUGUUGCCGAAAUUCCCUCGGAUAGUGCAACCUCGUCACGUGGCUGUCCUCAGGUGGGGCAGUAAGCGGGUGGAGUGGAGCAGGCCGCGGUGCCCGUCCCUCUGCACUGCAUGGCUGCGAUGGCGCCCGCUCUCACCGACGCCCCAGCCGAAGCUCACCACAUCCGCUUCAAACUGGCUGCCCCAUCCUCAAGUCUCUCACCAGCCAGUGCAGAGAAUAACGGUAACGCCAGCAACAUCCUCAUCCAUAGCAGCGGCCCCGCUAAGUGUAAGGUCACCUCUGAAGAGUGCCCUCUUGACUUUUGCGGCGGUGACCAGGAAGAGCAGCAGCAGCCGCCACAACCCGACUCUGUGUCCCAGGCCUCGGCCUUGGGCAAACUCCAGCCACUGGUGGCUUCUUAUUUAUGCUCUGAUGUGACACCUGUCCCCUCAACUAAGGAGUCAAUCAAGCUGCAAGGAGUCCUCAUUAAACAGUCUGUGUUAAAAAGCCACAGAAUACUGCCCAGCUCCCUGCUCAACGGCGGCGGAGACUUCCUUCUGAGGAAGAGGCAGACAAUAGAACUCUCUGGUGGUCAGCUGAAAAGCCUCAUGAGUGGCAGCACUAACGGGAGUGGCCAGCCCACGGCACCUGUCAAUGGCUUGGCCAAGAAGCUGGCCACUAUGUCUGGUUCUGGCUGUGUGGUUGCAGUGAAUGGUGACAAGUCUUCUGCCACCACAGAACAGCCCCAGAACCUGCCACUGGACUCAGAGACCUUGACAGCUACUAUUUCAGGGCAUAUCCCAGUGAUAGGAACCCUUAAACAAAAGCAUUCCUCUGGGGUUUCUCAAAAUACUGAUGGAAAAAACCUUGAACCACCAGUGCUUCACUCUGCUGCACUUUCCCCCUUUACCCAUGACAACUCGAACUCCACUGAACAAGUGAACUUGGAUGCGGCUGAUUCUCAUACACCCACCAGUCAGCCACAGGGUUCUGAUAGGGAGAGGCCAGGUAGCAGCCAGCAGGGCUCCCCACCUUGCACUGCUCAACCCCAGGCUCCUCUGCCCUGUAGUUCCUCCUCGGACAGCCUUGACGCUCACGUCAGAGAGCGCAUGCUCCUCAACAGCAGCCGGCAAGCUGAGAUCGAAAGCCGGCUUCGGCGCCUGCGCAAACGUCUUCAGGUGGUACAGGCUAAGCAGGUGGAACGGCACAUCCAGCAGCAGUUGGGGGGGUUCUUGGACUCAGCUCUUAGCAGGCUACUAGCCGGCAACCGCAAAUCAGAGGCUGCCACCCCUUCAGCUUCAUGGAGGACUGGACGCCACUCUUCGUCAAACAACAGAGACAGCCUGGGUCGCUUCCUGAAAAGUGGCUCCAUGCCCCUGGAACUGGAGAGGCUGUAUUUGAGCGGCUCAGCAAACCUUCAUUCAGCAGAAAGCGCCUUUGACUCAGAUGUAACAGAAAGUAGCUCUGGUGGGGACUCUGACCUGGAAGAGGAGGAGCUGUCCAGAGUGGACAUUGAGCAGCGACAUGUUAAAAUAUGGAAGCGAGCAGAGAGCCGCUACACAGUGGAGAGAGCUGCUAUAAUCAGCCACUGGAACUGGCUCCAGGCCCACAUCUCGGAUCUGGAGUACCGCAUCCGGCAGCAGACGGACAUCUACAGGCAGAUCCGCGGCAGCAAGGGCUUGGUGGAGCUAGGAGGUGCUUCCCCCAGCGCUGUGCUAGCAGGUGGGACAGAAGUAAAGGUGGAACCUGUAAAUACUCAGGAUGUUGGUUCAGAACGGCUGGAGCACACAGGCGCCGCCCACAUCACCAACACAGAGCAGGGCUCUUGGAAGGGUCAAAACGGGCAGCCAGUUAACGGCGUCCUCAGCAGGAUGGCAGACGGUGCCGACACGAAGCACCAGCAGCCGCUGGCUUACGACAGCACGUGCGUGGCUGCGCGUACGCGACCCCUCGUCAGCUGUCGGCGACGGCGGCUCAUUCAGCCCAACGCGGUGCCCAACCUCAACGGCAAGCAGACCCUGAGGAGCAGCUGUGUCCAGUGUAACUGCAGGGUGAACCCUGGCUGUGUGAUGUGUGGUGGCUGGCCCACCCCCAGAGAGGACCCUCAGUAUGAGCAGCCCACCUUGGAGCGCCUGUCAAGGCUGGAUCUUGGCGUCCACCCCAUCCUCUCCUUCCCUGACGACGUUUGUAUAGGCCUGCGUCUGCAGCAGGUGAUGAAGAGCCAGUGGCAGACGAAGUCACUGGAGAGGAGCAAACCACUGAAGAAGCUUUCCCUCAAACACAAGCUCUCCUCGUCCAAAGAGAAGCACAAGUUCACCAACUCGCUUAUGGCAGUCAAUGUUGCAGGACUGAGUCAUUUUAAGAACCGGUCUGAGAAGCCGAGGACGCUGGACAGCGGCGUGGGCAGCAGCAGUGCCGUACUGAGCACAGCCAGGCUGGAGGGCCAGGCCGGGUGCAAGACUGAGCGGCUGCACGGCCUCUCCACCUCCUUAGGGCCCUACGACAGGAACUACAGCCGCAAGAGAAUAAGGGAGCACUCGCUUGACAGGACUGACACUUCCCCUAAACUCUUCGUGGACUCAAGCAGCCCCUGCACGACUGUGGCCAACAUGCACUCGUCCCUUCACAGCCCUUUAACCCGCCAGCUGUCCACGUCUUCUGAGAACUCCACGCCGCUGGGCGCCAGCAGCCAGAUCAUCCCAAGCACACCUCAGCCAAUCAAGCGGAGGCGAGGUGAAAGCUCCUUCGACAUCAACAACAUCGUAAUCCCCAUGUCUGUGGCCGCCACCACCAGAGUGGAGAAGCUGCAGUACAAAGAGAUUCUCACUCCCAGCUGGCGGUCGGUGGACAUCUUCUCGCAGCCCAUAACUGAAGAGGAGAGCGAACGGGAGGUGGAGGACCUCACAGACGCAGCCUUCAUCCAGCUCCAUCAGCCCUACGAGGACCAGGAGCGAUCCCGCUGGACUUGGAUGGCCCUGGCUCCUGCAAAGAGGAGGGGCAGCAGGUCGUACAAGUCUGUUGACGGGCGUACCACACCGCUGCUGUGCGGGACCAACCCUCCCACCCCUCAGCCUGCGUCCCCGGACCCCGGCCACUGCCCCAUGCUUCACGACUACAGCUACGUGCCGUCGCCCAUGAGCCCGGCCAGCCCCGACGCCUCCUCCAACCCCCACACGCCUUGCUCGAGGGACUCCCACCGGCUGCUGUCCAGCGAGGACACGCGCUGCUCGACACCAGACUUCACCUUCGAAGAACGGACGGUAGCGCCGUGGGAGCGUCGCAGCUUCCCCCUGCCAGAAGACCCAGCCCCCGAACCAGAGAUCGAGACCGACUACCACAUCAGGCCCAGAAUGCGCAGCAUCUCAGGUUGCCGAGCAACAUCCUACGGACGUCUGGACUCGGACGAUGCGGAGCCGCCUUGCGACGACGACAACGGCCCCAAACACAGGGCCUCCACCCACCGAUGAGUUAUGGAGAGGCGGCCCGGCUCGCUCCUCAUAGCUCCUCUCUGGCAUUAACAAGCAGAACCUCAAAGCGGAAUAAAAUAUUAAAAAGGUUCCUGUUGUUUGAUAUUCAAACAUCAGUCUAAUACUUUUCACAGUUUUUAGUGAACAUUAUGGAGAUAGAAGCCUUUCCCUACACUUGUUUUUGUCACAGAAAAAAAAACAUAAAUGUAAAAAAAAAAGUAUAAAACACAUUACAAAAAGUGAGUUCUGUAGUAGGCUAAACAAUGUACAUGGGGGCUUAGUGGUGUUUCAUAUGUCGCGUGUACACUUGUAGCGCACUAUGUAGCGGACUCCUCAAAAUAUGGCCAAAGGGUGUUUUCUAUUGACUAGUUUGCUUGUAAUUCCCAUGUACAUUUUUAGUGGAGUGACAAAUAACAAAAGAAGAAAAAAAGCAACAAAAAAACCCUUCCUCUCCGUCUUCAUCCACCUCUUCAUCCAAAUAAACAGGUACAUUUGCGAUGUGGUUCCCUCUUUCUCCCACUAGAGGUCGCCUGAAAUCACCAGAGCACUUCUCGUACUGCCAAGUCUAGUUUUGCUUUUUCAUUCCUGACUUUUUUUCCCCCCUUUGUUUCUUGUUCUGUCUGUUCCAGCAUAAGCAUUCUUUGUUUUGUUUUUUUUCUUUAAAUAGUAAAUCAUUCCUCUGGUCUCUUUAUGGAGAGCAACCGUUUCACCCUACAGUCUCCUCUUGGUUCUGUUGGAAAUACUACACAGACAAGUUUUUUUUUUUUUAAAGCACUUGCCCGGUCAAAAGCUGCUGCAUGCUGAAAAACAUGCUAAUGCUAGUCUCACCACUCUAAAAAUUGCAGGUAAUUUCACAUUUUGCGAACAGCCGUGGCUGUAAGUCAGAUUGUGUAGACAAACACACAGUAACCUCCAGCUUUGGUUUCUUUCUCCAGAUUUCCAGAUCUUCAAAAUGUAGCAGCUCUGUUAAAAUCCACCACAAGCUCAGGUUCUUCAAGGGAAUAUUCGCUUCUGUUCAAUAGUUUUAACUUUUUCCUCCGAUCAAUCAAAUAUAGGCAGGAUUUAGUCUUUCCCACCUCACCAUAUCCAUAUAAUCGCACACUGACCCCCACCACCUUUAGUAACUAAUUGCUAUGCAAAAAAAGAAAAAAAAAAGUCUAUGGUUGUUUUCAUUUUACACUUCGUUUUUAUGCCACAGCCAUUCAGUCAAUGUUAUUUUUCUUUUUCGUAGUUAAGCAAGAUGUCAAUGUACCUGUUUGAUUGUUGCAGCAGUUAACCUAAUCAAAAAGCAGAAUCUUUUUUUUUUUUUUUUUUUGUAAAUAGUACCAUUAAAACAUUUAUGUUUAACUUGG